Messenger RNA from Octodon degus (degu), 5188 nucleotides. RefSeq names its product synergin gamma (gene Synrg). The coding region runs from base 67 to 4302 and encodes 1411 amino acids. The record is from RefSeq and is a predicted model, not a curated record. Gene Ontology annotation, cellular component: clathrin coat of trans-Golgi network vesicle. Gene Ontology annotation, molecular function: protein binding. Lineage: Eukaryota; Metazoa; Chordata; Mammalia; Rodentia; Octodontidae. The transcript is spliced from 23 exons.
GUUUGCCCCGGAAGUGGCUGUCUUCGCCUGACAGCUGCUGGCGCGGCGGCGGCCGGUCUGAGGAAGAUGGCGCUGCGGCCGGGAGCGGGAGCUGGCGGCGGGGCCGCGGGCCCUGGAGCGGGGGCGGCCGGCGGAGGCAGCUUCAUGUUUCCAGUUGCAGGUACAAUAAGACCUUCUCAAGCUGGCCUGAUGCCAAUGCAGCAACAAGGAUUUCCUAUGGUUUCUGUCAUGCAACCUAAUAUGCAAGGCAUGAUGGGAAUGAAUUACAGCUCUCAAAUGUCCCAAGGUCCAAUUGCUAUGCAGGCAGGAAUACCAAUGGGACCAAUGCCAGCAGCAGGAAUGCCUUAUCUGGGACAAGCACCAUUCCUGGGCAUGCGGCCUGCAGGCCCACAGUAUACUCCAGACAUGCAGAAGCAGUUUGCUGAAGAGCAGCAAAAACGAUUUGAACAACAGCAAAAGCUUUUAGAAGAAGAGAGAAAAAGACGCCAGUUUGAAGAGCAGAAGCAAAAGCUCAGACUUUUGAGUAGUGUGAAACCCAAGACAGGAGAGAAGAGUAGAGAUGAUGCUUUGGAGGCCAUCAAAGGAAACUUAGAUGGAUUUUCCAGAGAUGCUAAGAUGCACCCUACUCCUGCAUCACACCCCAAGAAACCAGAUUGUCCCACAUCAUCUCAUUCUACUAAAACUGUUUCCCCAUCACCUGCCUUUCUUGAUGAAGAAGAAUUCAGUGACUUUAUGCAGGGGCCUGUUGAGGUUCCCACAUGUGGGCCUUCUUCCACAGCCCCGCCCUUUCAGUCUUUCCACCCCACCACCCCACUUGGCCAGUUGCACACACAGAAGGCUGGUGCGCAGCCUCUCCCUCCAGGUCAGAUUCCAGUGUCUUUUGCCUUACACGGUAUCCUUGGCCAAACUCCUUAUUUCUCUGCUGAUUCAGCCUCACACCAUGUGCAGAAAGCAGGCCCGCCCUUGGAGGAGAAGCUACUAGUAUCUUGUGACCUAAGUACAUCUGGGCAGGAACAAACUAAAUUAAAUACAUCUGAAGUUGGGCACAAACCCCUGGUCCCAGUCUCCAGUAAGAACCAGCCCAGUUUAACGGCCAAUUAUGGGGGUGCUGUAGAUGGAUGUGUAAGUGGUGCCACCACCACAGAGGCAGAAAAGACUUCAGACCAAAACCUGUCAAUUGAAGAGAGUGGUGUGGGAGUAUUUCCCCCACAAGAGCCUGUUCAAACCAGAAUGCCUCCCUGGAUCUACAAUGAGAGCUUGGUUCCAGAUGCCUAUAAGAAAAUUUUAGAAACCACAGUGACUCCAACUGGAAUAGAUACCGCUAAACUUUAUCCCAUUCUGAUAUCAUCUGGACUUCCCAGGGAAACUCUGGGACAGAUAUGGGCCUUAGCUAAUCGAACUACGCCUGGCAAACUUACCAAGGAAGAACUUUAUACUGUUCUUGCCAUGAUAGCAGUAACACAGAGAGGCGUUCCUGCCAUGAGUCCUGAUGCCUUGACUCAGUUCCCAGCGGCUCCUAUUCCAACUUUAAGUGGCUUUCCUAUGACCCUGCCUGCCCCCGUGAGUCAGCCCACUGUGAUGCCUUCAGGGCCUGCAGGCUCCAUGCCUCUCAGCCUUGGACAGCCAGUCGUGGGCAUUAACCUUGUUGGGCCAGUGGGUGGAGCUGCAGCCUCAGCUUCCAGUGGCUUCAUGACCACUUACCCAACAAAUCAGGUGGGCAAGCCAGAAGAUGAUGAUUUCCAAGAUUUUCAAGAUGCUUCCAAGUCAGGAUCUCUAGAUGAUUCAUUCACUGAUUUCCAAGAGGUUCCUGCUUCUUCAAAAACAAGUAAUUCUCAGCAUACAAACAGUACCCCAUCUUUGUUGGUACCAGUUACAGGAGCUAAAGCACUGGCUUCAGUGGAUAAAUAUGCAGUGUUUAAAGGAAUUGCAGCUGACAAGUCCUCUGAAAAUACUACUGCUUUUGGAGAACCUGGUGACAAAUACAGUGCUUUCAGAGAACUUGAACAGACAACUGAAAAUAAAUCUUUGGGAGAGAGCUUUGCAGAAUUCAGAUCUGCAGGAGCUGAUGAUGGUUUCACCGAUUUUAAAACAGCCGAUAGUGUAUCACCACUAGAGCCACCAACAAAAGACAAACCUUUUCCAGCGUCCUUCCCCACAGGAACUUUACCACAGAAACCACCACCACAAGUAAAAAAUCCUCUGAACUUAGCAGACUUAGAUAUGUUUUCCUCAGUUAAUUCUAGCAGUGAGAAACCAUUGUCUUUUUCAGCUGCAUUCAGCACAUCAAAAUCAGUUUCUGCACAGCCUCAGCCAACAGGUUCUGCUGCGGCUAUAUCAGCACCAACAUCAAAUAAAAGUUCUACUCUGGCUGAUGAUUUUGGGGAAUUCAACCUUUUUGGGGAAUAUUCUAGCCCAGCAUCUGUUGCGGCACAAGAUGACUUUGCAGAUUUUAUGGCUUUCAGUAAUAGUUCUGUGUCAUCUGAACAAAAGGCAGAUGACAAAUAUGAUGUCCUGAAAGAGGAAGCUAGUCCUGUUCCUCUAGCCAGCAAUUUGGGCAGCACAGUGGAGGGCACGCAGAACCCACCUGCUGCUUCUGCCAAGUAUGAUGUCUUCAAACAACUUUCUCUAGAAGGAGCUGGACUAGGUGUCGAGGAAUUGAAAGAUAACACUCCUUCUGGAAAAAGUGAUGAUGAUUUUGCUGACUUCCACUCCAGUAAAUUUGCUUCCCUGAACUCGGACAAAUCCCUGACAGAGAAAACAGUGGCUUUCAGACACACCAAAGAAGACUCUGCUUCAGUGAAGUCCUUGGAUCUGCCUUCCAUUGGUGGCAGCAGCGUUGGCAAGGAGGACUCUGAAGAUGCACUCUCUGUUCAGUUUGACAUGAAACUGGCUGAUGUGGGAGGAGAUCUUAAGCAUGGCAUGUCUGAUAGCUCUUUGGAUUUACCAACAGUUAGUGGCCAGCACCCUCCUGCUGCAGAUAUAGAGGACUUAAAAUAUGCUGCUUUUGGAAGCUACAGUAGCAAUUUUGCCAUGAGCUAUGACUGGUCAGACAGGGACGAUGCAUCUCAGGGCAGAAAACUCUCUCCAUUUGUCCUCUCAGCAGGAAGUGGAUCCUCCUCAGCUGCCUCAGUUCUUCGAAAGAAAGAAACAUCUUUUGGCAGUUCUGAAAACAUCACCCUGACGUCUCUCUCCAAAGUAACUGCCUUUGUAAGUGAAGACAGUCUUCCAGAGACUACCUUCCCAGCUUUUGCCAGUUUCACAGACAUGGUUCCACAGACCAGUGAGCAAAAGGAACAUGAAAGUGGAGACUAUAAAGAUUUUACAAGACAGGACCUGUCCGCAGCAGAACAGAGCCAGGAGGUCAUGUGUCCAAGCCCAGCUUCCAGUGGGGCCUCUCUUGAAACCCCCAAAGAAUGUUCAGAUGACUUCGGAGAGUUUCAAAGUGAAAAGCCCAAAAUCAGCAAAUUUGACUUUUUAGUAGCCAAUUCACAAAGCAAAAUGAAGUCCAGUGAAGAAAUGAUCAAAAGUGAGCUAGCAACCUUUGACCUUUCUGUUCAAGGAUCACACAAGAGGAGCUUGAGCCUUGGUGAUAAAGAAAUAAGCCGGUCUUCUCCUUCUCCGGCUCUGGAGCAGCCUUUCAGAGACCGUUCCAACACUCUGAGUGAGAAGCCAGCUCUGCCUGUCAUCCGUGACAAGUACAAAGAUCUGACUGGAGAGGUGGAGGAAAAUGAGAGGUACGCAUACGAAUGGCACAGAUGCCUGGGGAGUGCCCUGGCUGUCAUUAAGAAAGCAAAUGAUACCUUAAAUGGAAUCAGCAGUAGUGCUGUUUGUACAGAAGUUAUUCAGUCAGCCCAAGGCAUGGAAUAUUUAUUAGGCGUUGUUGAGGUGUACAGAGUAACCAAACGUGUGGAGCUGGGGAUAAAAGCCACUGCAGUGUGCAGUGAGAAACUCCAGCAGUUGCUGAAGGACAUCGAUAAAGUUUGGAAUAACCUGAUUGGCUUCAUGUCACUCGCCACACUCACCCCAGAUGAAAAUUCACUGGAUUUUUCCUCUUGUAUGCUGCGGCCUGGGAUUAAAAAUGCUCAGGAGCUUGCUUGUGGUGUGUGCCUCUUAAACGUGGACUCCAGGAGCCGGAAAGAAGAGAAGCCUGCAGAAGAACAUCCUAAAAAAGCAUUCAACUCAGAAACAGACAGUUUCAAGCUGGCAUACGGAGGGCACCAGUACCACGCCAGCUGCGCCAACUUCUGGAUCAAUUGUGUUGAACCAAAGCCUCCCGGCCUCAUCCUGCCCGAUUUGCUCUGAAAAGCUCCUCCAUGAAGCAUCAACUGUUUUGUUUUUGUUUUUUUUUCUGUCGCUCACCUUGAGGUGACAGGAACCAAUAAAAACAGGAUGUGAGUACUGCGAGUUUACCUCUAUGAGUAUGUGAAGAAUUCCCCACGAGGCAGAGCAGAAAACCCCAGUGGAGCAUCCCAGCGGCUCCCACAGGCAGCCUGUGAGCUCUUGGUCCCGCUGCCUGCCUGUGGGAUUUGAGGUAAAAUUGCACUUCUCAAACAGCUUAUGCCGUCAGAAGUUUGCCCACUCAUCUCUAGUUCUCUUCGGGUGUCUUUAAAUCUGGACCACAGUUUUCUUUAUGAAAGAAUGUGCUGCUACAAUACUGAAGCUGUGAAGAAUGGACAUUUAAAGAAAAAUAAGUUAUUGGUAUAGGACUGGAAUUGGGAAAACUGUGGCAAGCCAGUGUUUGCUUAUAUCUGGAGCACAUGGUCCUGUGAAGUCGACUGCAUUUCUCUGCAUUAGUUUGUAAAGAUCUGACUUGAAUAAAAAGGGAAAAUUGUGGUUAACCUGAUUCUCUGCCUUAGAAAAAUCUCUGCUCAUCUCCAUUAGACAAUGGCAGACAAAGAGUUACCAUCUUUGCUUCUCUACUCCUCUUCCUUUCUUGUGAAAUGUCAACUCUCAAGAAGACAUGUAUGUCUUCUCCGGAAACAUUCCUGGGCUCUUUGCUGUGGAGAACAUCCAUUUGACAGAGGCCUAAAACCUGUGCACUGGGGUAAAUAUCCUUUGGAGCUCUUGCUGAAAGCCUGUUUUAUUUUGCACAAAGGCUAGUAUGAAGCAUGGCAUUUUUCUAAAUAAAAUCUGGGAAGGGAGCCAGGCAUGGUGGUGCACGCCUAUAAUUCCAGCACUUGGGAAGCUG